AUGCUAUCUGGGCCACUGAGUGAGGGAGUUGGUAAGCUUUCAAACUUAGUUGAAUUUGACAUCUCCAACCAUGAGUUUUCUGGAAUUCUACCUAAUAUCUUUCGGAGCCUCACAAGGCUUAAGCUUUUCUCUGCUGAGUCAAAUAGAUUCACUGGUCAGUUACCUGCAUCGCUGGUGAAUUCUCCAUCUCUUCAGAUUCUUAAUUUGAGAAACAAUUCUUUGGGUGGUUCUGUUAACUUCAAUGGUUCUGUAAUGAAAAAUCUGACCUGCAUUGUUCUCAGUCAUAAUCAUUUCCCUUGUUCAGUCCUCGUUAGUCUAAUGAAUUGCUUGAGAUUUGAAGCAAUUGGUCUUGGUUCUAACCAUUUCAACUGUGGGGAGAUACCUAUUAAUUUCAAGAAUCUUCGGUCUCUAACCCAACUCUCACUUCCAAACACCAACCUGCAUAAUUUGUCAGCAACACUAGAGGUUUUAAGUCACUGCAGGAACUUAAGUACGCUAGCUCUUGCAUUUAACUUCCACAAUGAAGAAAUGCCACAACCAAAGGGUCAGACUCUCUGGACCAAUUCCUUGGCAGCUAUCAGGGAAAUCCCAGAAAAGGGACAGUUUGAUACCUUUCCACUAACAAGCUUUGAAGGAAACAGGGGUCUCUACCGUUGCAGCGCUUCAGGCUUUAUGCCUUCUCCGCCAGAUGAGACUCCUGCUCAGCCUCAUCACCAGAAGCUGCAGAUCAUUGAUUUUCCAUUUUGGUUUGGUUCUCUUGCUGGUAUUCUGAUAACCAUUGGCAUGUAUUUUGCUUCUGGAUGGGUAUUUUCAUAG
This is a messenger RNA of Glycine soja, 816 nucleotides long. Its product is annotated as phytosulfokine receptor 1-like. Gene Ontology annotation, biological process: hormone-mediated signaling pathway. The transcript has 2 exons. The record is from RefSeq and is a predicted model, not a curated record. Gene Ontology annotation, cellular component: plasma membrane. Bases 1 to 816 code for a protein of 271 amino acids. NCBI's taxonomy places the organism in Eukaryota, Viridiplantae, Streptophyta, Magnoliopsida, Fabales, Fabaceae.